Molecule: messenger RNA, 1143 nt
Organism: Polypterus senegalus (gray bichir)
Lineage: Eukaryota; Metazoa; Chordata; Cladistia; Polypteriformes; Polypteridae
Product: matrilin-3-like
Exons: 5
Coding region: 1-1143 (380 amino acids)
Source: RefSeq, a predicted model, not a curated record
AUGUCAAUGUCAAUUGAACAGCUGAUUUUGUGGAGGAGGAGGAGCGAGGCAUCAGUGGCUCAUCUUCAAGGUCUUCUGACAGUUCGUGCUGUCUUGUUUUCUUUCGGGGUGGUUCUUCUGGUGUUUGCGGAUCAUUAUGAACAUGAUUAUCAAGAAAGAACGCUGGCCCGUGUGCCGUUUUAUGGCUAUCAUUUUCAUCAGCCGCAGAGGAGUGUGCCAACUGUCAGGCUCCCCUGGCCUAUCAGCCGACCAGAGCAACCAGUCAUUUUGCACCGCACCAACAGCAGCAACGACACAGACACAGGGAGAACAUGUAAAAGUCGUCCUUUGGAUUUGGUGUUUGUAAUUGACAGCUCCAGAAGUGUGCGCCCAUCAGAAUUUGAACUAGUAAAGACUUUUAUUUCUGAUAUGAUUGACACGUUGGAAAUUAGUGAAGUCACAACAAGAGUGGCAGUUGUCAACUAUGCCAGCACUGUCAGAAUUGAGUUCCAUCUCAAGACACACUUCAACAAAGUGAACAUGAAGAAGGCAGUGUCACAAAUACAGCCUCUAGCAGCUGGUACAAUGACUGGUCUUGCCAUCAAGGAACUGAUGGACAGUGCCUAUAAAGAGGAGUCAGGUGCACGACCACGAUCCCUAAAUAUCCCAAAGGUGGCCAUUAUUGUUACAGAUGGACGGCCUCAAGACAAGGUUGAUGAGGUAUCUGCUCAAGCCAGAGCAACUGGGAUUGAGAUCUAUGCAAUUGGAGUGGGCAGAGCUGACAUGGAGUCCUUAAGACAGAUGGCUAGCACACCACUGGAUGAUCAUGUCUUUUAUGUGGAAACAUAUGGUGUAAUUGAGAAACUCACCUCCAAAUUUAGGGAGACCUUUUGUUUUCCAGGUGUAACUCCAGUUACAAGCUUUGACCCGUGUGCAGCUGGAAAUCAUGACUGUGAGCAAAUUUGUGUCAGCACUGCUUCAUCUUAUUACUGCAGAUGUCGGGAUGGAUUCUUCCUUAAUCCAGAUAAGAAAACUUGUUCAAAGGAAGCAAGAGCACUUGCGACAACUGACCCAUGCAAGUGUGAAUCCUUGAAAGCAUUUCAGAAGACUGUGCAAUCCAGCAUACAGUCCCUUACAAGUCGACAUAUCCUUUUGAAAGUUUAA